Messenger RNA from Nannospalax galili (Upper Galilee mountains blind mole rat), 1916 nucleotides. It is a transcript of the gene Plbd1, whose product is annotated as phospholipase B domain containing 1. The transcript has 11 exons. Lineage: Eukaryota; Metazoa; Chordata; Mammalia; Rodentia; Spalacidae. Bases 177 to 1874 code for a protein of 565 amino acids. Gene Ontology annotation, molecular function: glycerophospholipase activity. The record is from RefSeq and is a predicted model, not a curated record. Gene Ontology annotation, biological process: phospholipid catabolic process. Gene Ontology annotation, cellular component: extracellular region.
AAGGUUGGUUCCCAAGGCCACGUGAAGCGCGCAAACAGGCGAGACUAAUGCAAGACGAAAGUUAAGAACUCCCGGACCUCUGCGACGCAGCUGCCACCCGCCGGGGCCUCAACAGCUGUCAACGACCGCCCCAGCCGUGCCUAAUCCAGCGGAGCUGAGGUCACCGCGGAGGAGCGAUGUCUCGCUGCAGCCCCGGCGGGAGCCUCGGGCAGCCAUCACGGCUGCUGCUGCUGCUGCCAUUGCUGCUGUCGGCCUUGGCCGCAGCCGGCGAGCAGAACCCAGCAGGAGUCCUCUACGCAACUGCGUACUGGAUGCCUGACAUGAAGACUGUGGAAGUCAAAAACGUGCUGGACAAGAAAGGGGACGCCUAUGGCUUCUACAAUGACUCUGUGAAGACCACGGGCUGGGGCAUCCUGGAGAUCAGAGCCGGGUACGGCUCUCAAGCCCUGAGCAACGACAUCAUCAUGUUUGUGGCUGGCUACCUGGAGGGUUACUUCACUGCUCUACACAUGUUCGACCACUUCACAAACCUCUACCCACAGUUGAUCAAGAAACCUGCCAUGGUGGAUAAAGUGCGAAACUUCAUGGAAAAGCAAAAUCUAUGGACUAGGGAAAACAUCAAAAAAUACAAAGAUGACCCGUUUUGGAGACACACCAGCUAUGUUCUAUCACAGCUGGAUGGGCUGUACGUUGGAGCACUGAAAAGAGCUUCCAUAGAAAAGACAAAGCCCCUGACUAUGUUCCAGAUCCAGUUCCUGAAUGCAGUUGGGGAUCUUCUGGAUCUUAUUCCCUCCUUAUUUCCCACAAGAGACAGCCUGAAGGUUUUUAAGAGAUGGGACAUGGGACACUGCUCUGCUCUUAUUAAGGUCCUUCCUGAAUUUGAGAAUAUCCUUUUUGGGCACUCAAGCUGGUACACCUAUGCAGCCAUGCUCAGGAUAUAUAAACAUUGGGACUUCAACAUCAAGGAUGAACAGACCAGGAGCAGCCGCCUCUCUUUUAGCAGUUACCCAGGGUUCUUAGAGUCUCUGGAUGACUUCUACAUUCUUAGCAGUGGCUUGGUAUUGUUGCAGACCACCAACAAUGUGUAUAAUCAAACCUUGCUGAAGUUGGUGGUACCCGAGGCUCUCUUGGCCUGGCAGAGAGUCCGUGUAGCCAACAUGAUGGCAACUGGUGGCAAGGAGUGGGCAGAGAUAUUUUCACGGUACAACUCUGGCACCUACAACAAUCAGUACAUGGUUUUGGACCUGAAGAAGGUGAAUCUGAAGAAGAGCCUUGACAAAGGCACGCUGUACAUUGUGGAGCAAAUCCCUACAUAUGUAGAAUAUACUGAACAAACGAAUAUUCUACGAAAAGGAUAUUGGCCUUCCUACAAUGUUCCUUUCCAUGAGAAGAUCUACACGUGGAGCGGCUACCCACUGCUGGUUGAAAAGCUGGGUUUGGACUACUCUUACGACUUAGCUCCACGAGCCAAAAUCUUUAGGCGCGACCAUGGGAACGUGACUGACAUGGCUUCCAUGAAGCAUAUCAUGCGAUACAACAACUAUCAAGUGGACCCUUACACUCAUGGUGAUCCCUGCAGUACCAUCUGCUGUCGUGAGGACCUGAACUCAGCUAAUCCAAGCCCUGGAGGUUGCUAUGAUACAAAGGUGUCAGACGUCUACCUCGCGUAUCAGUACAUGUCCUAUGCCAUUAGUGGUCCCACAGUACAAAAUGGCCUCCCUGCUUUUCACUGGAACCGGUUCAACAAAACUCUCCAUCAGGGGAUGCCAGAAGCCUAUGACUUUGAUUUCAUUACCAUGAAACCAAUUUUAGCACAGGAUGUAAAAUGGAAAGGAGAAAAUAGAGUUGCAAAGACACCCAAGGCACUAUUUUAGCUAUCCUGUCCCAUCAGUACUCAAUAAAAUAUACUAAAUUCA